Messenger RNA from Heterobasidion irregulare TC 32-1, 384 nucleotides. RefSeq lists its product as uncharacterized. The transcript is spliced from 2 exons. The record is from RefSeq and is a predicted model, not a curated record. Bases 1 to 384 code for a protein of 127 amino acids. NCBI's taxonomy places the organism in Eukaryota, Fungi, Basidiomycota, Agaricomycetes, Russulales, Bondarzewiaceae.
AUGGCAGAGAACCCGACAGCCUACUACAAUCGCCAAAAUCUCCGAAGUGCCGUACACCGAGCAGCCCCGAGCCCACAUCCCCAGUCAAGAAAUUACAUGGAAGCUCCUCCACAACGAUCGAAGCGCUUCGUCAACCCACCACACGCCGAUUUGGGGGCGACACAGGACGAGUGUGAAGCGAGGCGAGGACGUCGGGUUCUGGACGUCGUAAGAUCUCGCGAACGGGCCGUCGAAAAAGCGAGAGCGAUCGUGGCUUCUCUGCAGUUGUCCGCUCUCUCUAUCUACCAGGGAGAGCCGUCUUCGAUCGCGUCGGGCUUCGCCAAGACGCCCUCGACGGCAUCCAAAAAGCCAAGCCAAGCCAGACGUCGGUCGUCCGCCAGUUAA